CUUGUUCACUUCUUGAUGCUACAAGAUGUUCCUCAGGUUCGUGUCUCUCCUGCCAGCCUCACGUUUCCCACAGGCACCGAAGGUUCCAAAUCUUCACCUCUAGUUCAAAAAUCAUCAACUACCGUUCAGAAAUCGUCCCCAGCUCGGAAAUCAUCUUCAGUGGUUCAGAAAUCGCCAUCCCCUGCUCAGAAAUCAUCAUUGGGGGUUCAGAAGUCAUCAUCAGGGGUUCAGAAAUCAUCGGUGGCUCAGAAAUCAUCAUCAGGGAUUCAGAAAUCCUCUGCUCUACGACGCUCUCCUCCCCCGGCUCCUCUCUCUCGCAAAUAUCCUAGACAUGACCUACAGAAGUACGCUGGGUUUGAGCUCAAGUGUGCCCAGAUUCGCCUGACUCCCACUGACCUGCCCAAGAGAACACCCAAGCCCAAGCCUGCAUCUCCGCCCUCACACAGUCGCAAGUACUCACGACGCGACCUGCUGGCUGCUGCUCACUUGGUCCGCAAGGGAGACCUGGGCAUCACAGCAGCUGCCCAUGCUUUCAACAUACCGCGAACGACUCUCUUCAGAGCUUCUAAGAGGACAGACAUACCAUGCCCAGUGAAGCAGGAGGUAGAGGAGUCACCCAGUAAACCUGUCAAUAAGAACUCUGAAGCAAAGUUGAAGGUUGUAAAGGAGGAAGUUGAUGAAUCUGACAGUAGAGACAAUGCCACAAAGAACAAUGAAUGAAAGGAAGGAAGUGUUAUGAAGUAGUGGACCACCACCUGGUCCACUCCACCACCUGGUCUACUCCACCAUCUGGUCCACUCCGCUACCUGGUCCAUUCUACUACUUGGUCCACUCCACUACCUGCCCACUAAACCUGGUCCACUCUACUACCUAGUGCACCCCACUACCUGACUUACUCCACUACCUGGCCCACUCCACUACCUGGCCCACUCCACUACCUGGCCCACUCCACUACCUGGCCCACUCCACUACCUGGCCCACUCUGCUACCUGGUCCACUUCACUACUUGGUCCACUCUACUAACUGGCCCACUCCACUGCCUGUCCCACUCCACUACCUGGCCCACUCCACUACUUGACCCUCUCUACCACCUUGUAUACUGCAAUACCUCCUCCACUCACUGUCUGGACGUGUGGACAAUAUAUGGCAACAGACCAACACUGGUGGUCAACACCACCACUGUCUAGUUGUGUGGACAAUAUAUAACAACAGAGCAACACUGGUGGCCACCACCACCACUGUCUGGUCGUGUGGACAAUAUAUAACAACAGAGCAACAUUGGUGGCCACCACCACCACCACUGUCUGGUCGUGUGGACAAUAUACGUAUAACAACAGAGCAACACUGGUGGCCACAACCACCACUGUCUGGUCGUGUGGACAAUAUAUAACAACAGAGCAACACUGGUGGCCACCACCACCACUGUCUGGUCGUGUGGACAAUAUAUAACAACAGAGCAACACUGGUGGCCACCACCACCACUGUCUGGUCGUGUGGACAAUAUAUAACAACAGAGCAACACUGGUGGCCACCACCACCUCGACUCGACAUAUCUCAACUAACUGCUGCUGUAACUCUAGUGUCAUUAAUUAUGACCUCUGCUUGUAAUUCAAGAUUACCUUUACUAGUUAUAUUAUCUUACCUUAUAAACAUGUAAUUCACCAUGUCAACCUUACAAUAUAUACGUAUACAUUAUUUUAAGUAGAAUUUUAAGCAUUUUUUUGAGUAAGAAUUAAAGAUUUUGCAAGAAUUUGUCACUAAUUGUAAGCUUAAAUUUACAAGUGAUUGUCUUGUGUUGAAUUUACAAGUGAUUGUUUUAUGUUGAAUUUACAAGUGAUUGUCUUGUGUUGAGUUAGUUUGAUGUGCCUUCAACUUAACAUUGUGUUAUUGUUCAAACCAACAAUUUAGCUAAUUGAGAGGAUGGUGGUGGCUGGUGAUUGUUGAGGAUAGUGAUGAUUGUUGUGGUGAUUGUUGAUAGUGAUGAUUGUGGUUGUUGUGGUGAUCAUUGAGGAUAGUAAUGAUUGUGAUUGCUUUGAUAAUUGUUCUUGUGAUGAUUGUUGUUACUGAAUCAACUGAUCUGGUGGAUGACCUUCCAUAGUUCUGCUGUUAUGUCAAGAUUUGAUGAUUGAAGCAGUAGAAGUGAAUGAAGAGAAGAAGAAAUGAAAGAAUUAGAGAAUAAAUGAAGAAAGCAAAGAUGUUAAUAAAGAGGGAAUAAAUGAGGGGAUAAAUAAACAAAGGAAAGAAUAAAUGAAAGAAGUAAAGCAGUAGGUUAGCCACAGGAAACUUGACAUUAAAAAUGCCAUAAUUUCCAACCAUUAAAAUAUUAUCAUAAUCAUCAUAAUUAUUAUCAUUUCUCCAUUUUUUUAAUUGUUUCAAUAAAGUGUAAAGCCUAAUUAAGGAAGAGAUUGAUUAUUAUUAUUAUUAAUAAGAUUAUUAUUAUCAUCACUGGCAGGUAAUACAGUUGACUGGAUACAUAAUAAAGUAAUCAUUGUAAUCACUGGUAAAGUAAUAAUGUAAUUAUCAGUGACUUUCUCUGCUAAUGAGUUUUUUGUAAUGAUCAAUAAAAUAUUUAUAAAAAUUUAUGAA
Messenger RNA from Cherax quadricarinatus, 2586 nucleotides. NCBI's taxonomy places the organism in Eukaryota, Metazoa, Arthropoda, Malacostraca, Decapoda, Parastacidae. The record is from RefSeq and is a predicted model, not a curated record.